CCCGGUCCUCGGCCGCUGAUACCCGCUCACCGCGCUGCCUUGUGCCCACAGCCGCAGAACGAGUACAUCGAGUUGCACCGCAAGCGCUAUGGGUACCGCCUGGACUACCACGAGAGGAGGAGGAAGAAGGAGGGCCGCGAGGCUCACGAGCGGUCCCGGAAGGCCAAGAAGAUGAUCGGGCUGAAGGCCAAGCUCUACCACAAGCAGCGGCAUGCUGAGAAGAUACAGAUGAAAAAGACCAUUAAAAUGCAUGAAAAGAGAAAUACAAAGAAAAAGAAUGACGAAAAAACGCCUAAAGGAGCUGUACCAGCAUACCUGCUGGACAGAGAGGGCCAGUCCCGGGCUAAAGUUCUCUCCAACAUGAUCAAGCAGAAAAGAAAAGAAAAAGCUGGGAAAUGGGAGGUCCCUGUACCAAAGGUCCGUGCACAAGGAGAAACAGAAGUUUUAAAAGUGAUUCGUACAGGAAAGAGAAAGAAGAAGGCCUGGAAAAGAAUGGUUACAAAAGUUUGUUUUGUUGGAGAUGGCUUUACUCGGAAGCCUCCAAAAUACGAGCGAUUCAUUCGACCAAUGGGCUUACGUUUCAAGAAGGCACAUGUGACACAUCCUGAACUUAAAGCUACUUUUUGUCUACCUAUCCUUGGUGUGAAAAAGAAUCCUUCUUCUCCUUUAUAUACAACACUGGGUGUAAUUACCAAGGGUACUGUCAUUGAGGUGAACGUGAGCGAGCUUGGCCUCGUGACUCAAGGAGGCAAAGUUAUCUGGGGAAAAUAUGCACAAGUAACAAACAAUCCAGAAAAUGAUGGCUGUAUUAAUGCCAUUCUACUUGUUUAAGUUGUCUUUAAUACUAAGCAUUGGACAUGGGCUUCUGCAAAAUCAGUGCAGUUUCAACAAGAUCUCUGGAAUCUUCAACCAUUCAAGAACACUGACCCCACAAGCCUGUGAGGUACUUAAACAUGCCAGAAACAAAUGCUUGGAUUUUUAUAUUUAUUAUGUUGGCUCAGCUGAACACUGUCCAAACAAAAGUGAUUAAAUUUU
Cariama cristata (Red-legged seriema) is the source of this 1035-nucleotide messenger RNA. It is a transcript of the gene NSA2, whose product is annotated as NSA2 ribosome biogenesis homolog (S. cerevisiae). Gene Ontology annotation, cellular component: preribosome, large subunit precursor; nucleolus. The record is from RefSeq and is a predicted model, not a curated record. The annotation marks the transcript as partial. Lineage: Eukaryota; Metazoa; Chordata; Aves; Cariamiformes; Cariamidae. Gene Ontology annotation, biological process: maturation of 5.8S rRNA; maturation of LSU-rRNA. The transcript has 5 exons.